AUGUCUAAGAGUCUGUUUGGACAGGGGAAGAAACCUCUAGAUACAUUUUUCUGGGUAAACGAGAUAACUGGAGAAAUCACCUACCCCCCACCGAAGGCAGAUGUACCAGAAGCUUCUCCAGCUUCUCUGGAGAAGCCCCAAGAGAGGCCCAGAUCUCAGCAUGGGAGCGUGCAGGGGGCUCCUCUCAGUUCUCAGGGCCCGUCCAGCACACCUGCACAGAAGGCUGCCCUUCUACGUCCUCCUAAGGCUUCACUGAAAGACACUGGCUCAAGGUACUUCCUCCCAUCUACAGCAACCCAUGGCCGGGCUAAGGCUGGACCAAGGAGCACUCCGCCAUUUUCAGCAAUUCCCAUCCCCAUCUCACCACCAGGACAUGCUCCACCAACAUGUGGCCCCCUUGGACAAGUCCCUCUGCCCCCGGCGUCUUCCUUUCCUCCCAGCCCUUCUGCCCCCUGGGCCUUCACCUGUAAGCUGAAAAAUGUCCUUACUGGGAAUAACCGAUUUUCCUUUUGAACUUGAAAGCAUUUGUGUGGCCACACCUUCCUGAGUGGCUGCCAGCUGUAUACCUUCAUGCUUACGUCCAUGAUGCUUCUGCCUCCCCUGGAAGCACACAGAACUCUGAGCAGAGUUCUUAGAAGAACACACCAAGUGCUUUCAAACCCCAUAUAAAUUUAACUUAGAUUUUGACACAUAAUGUUUUCUAGACCUUCUUUUACCUCCCAAGCCACCUUGGUAUUUUGCUCUUAAGUUUUUGGACUUCGAGAAUUUGGUUCCGAUGUCGGUAGCAGAGCAGUACGUUUGGUUCCCAGCCAGAGCCAGAAGGAUACCUCUCUGGUUGAGACAGGAGCAAGCCAGGAUGAGUGGGACCCACAGGCCUCUGUGCCCAGCCCAGGGGGCAGCACUCAGGGCUGUCCUGGGUCCUGAGCAGUGGCUAGAGAGCCCUGCCGGGAGCUCUCUUUGAGGCAACCUGAGCCUGAGAGAGCCUUUGGGCAGACAACCCUUCUAGCUCUGCCUUCCCUGGUGGAUAGGCUUCAGAUGAUGCUUUGGUGGGACAGUGGGCAGCCGCUCGACCCUCCAGGAAUGGAGUGACUGGUUCAGUCAUGCUGGGCUGGAGGCGGUAAGUAGGGGCUUGGAAACACUGUCAGCCUGAGGGUCCCAGGAAAUCCCCCUUCUUGGG
Ailuropoda melanoleuca (giant panda) is the source of this 1177-nucleotide messenger RNA. It is a transcript of the gene C6H3orf86, whose product is annotated as chromosome 6 C3orf86 homolog. The transcript has a single exon. Lineage: Eukaryota; Metazoa; Chordata; Mammalia; Carnivora; Ursidae. The record is from RefSeq and is a predicted model, not a curated record. Bases 1 to 513 code for a protein of 170 amino acids.